AUGUCAACCAAGGAACCCUUCAAGCCACCACCUCCACCCUAUGUAUACAAAUCUCCACCUCCACCACCCUAUGUCUACUCAUCCCCACCACCACCACCAUACUCUCCACCACCACCACCCUAUGUCUACUCGUCUCCACCACCACCACCCUAUGUAUACAAAUCUCCACCACCACCACCUUAUGUCUACUCAUCUCCACCGCCACCACUCUAUGUAUACAAAUCUCCACCCCCACCACCUUAUGUCUACUCAUCUCCACCGCCACCACCCUAUGUAUACAAGUCUCCACCUCCACCACCCUAUUUCUACUCUUCACCACCGCCACCACCCUAUGUAUACAAGUCUCCACCUCCACCACCUUAUGUCUACUCAUCUCCUCCACCACCACCAUAUUUAUACAAGUCUCCACCUCCACUACCAUAUGUCUACUCGUCACCACCACCACCUCCAUAUUUAUACAAGUCUCCACCUCCACCACCAUAUGUAUACUCUUCGCCGCCACCUCCAAUCUAUUAUAAGUGA
This is a messenger RNA of Impatiens glandulifera, 522 nucleotides long. Its product is annotated as extensin-2-like. The transcript has 2 exons. Gene Ontology annotation, molecular function: structural constituent of cell wall. Lineage: Eukaryota; Viridiplantae; Streptophyta; Magnoliopsida; Ericales; Balsaminaceae. Bases 1 to 522 code for a protein of 173 amino acids. The record is from RefSeq and is a predicted model, not a curated record. Gene Ontology annotation, biological process: plant-type cell wall organization.